Messenger RNA from Solanum dulcamara, 693 nucleotides. RefSeq lists its product as uncharacterized. The record is from RefSeq and is a predicted model, not a curated record. The transcript has a single exon. Gene Ontology annotation, biological process: DNA integration. Bases 1 to 693 code for a protein of 230 amino acids. NCBI's taxonomy places the organism in Eukaryota, Viridiplantae, Streptophyta, Magnoliopsida, Solanales, Solanaceae. Gene Ontology annotation, molecular function: nucleic acid binding.
AUGAAUGGUUUUACUUUGGCAAAGAAGAUUGUGGAAACAGACUGCAUUCGCUUCAUGAGGAAAUGUCAUCAAUGUCAGAUUCAUGGUGAUUUGAUUCGAGUUCCACCGAAUGAACUCAAUGUGAUGAGUUCUCCUUGGCCGUUCGUAGCUUGGGGCAUGGAUGUCAUCGGUCCUAUUGAUCCAGCCACGUCAAAUGGACACAGGUUCAUGUUGGUAGCUAUCGAUUACUUCACAAAAUGGGUAGAAGCAUCCUCAUAUAAGUCAGUGACAAAGAAGGUGGUGACAGAUUUUGUUCGCAAUAACAUAGUUUGUAGAUUUGGCAUCCCCCAUUCGAUUAUAACAGAUAAUGGAGCUAAUAUCAAUAGUGGUUUGAUGUAUGAGAUAUGUGAUAAGUUUAAAAUCAUUCACCACAAUUCCACUCCUUAUCGACCACAGAUGAAUGAAGAAGUUGAAGCAGCCAACAAGAAUAUCAAAAGAAUAUUGCGGAAGAUGAUUGAUAAUUAUAAGCAUUGGCAUAAAAAUUUUCCAUUUGCCCUCCUCGGCUAUCGCACCACAAUUAGGACUUCGACUGGGGCAACACCUUAUCUUUUGGUUUAUGAAACAGAAGCAGUAUUACCAAUGGAAGUUGAGAUACCAUCCCUGAGGAUAAUCCAAGAAGCUGAGUUGAGUGAUGCCAAAUGGAUACAAAGUUGA